AUGGAUUCCGCUCCCGCCCCUCAGGAUGGCCCUGCACCACAACGGAGAAAUCGAGCCCCAACGAUCACCAUAGACCCGUCUGCCACCGGUGUUGACAACACGAGCACCGCACCAGUCAUGGCACAGAAUCCCCAGGAUGACCUCCCCAACUCGCCCACUCCUCUCGCAGAUGAAGAAGUCAGCCCGACGACAGUACCCGAAGGCACCGGUGCUCCUUGGUCAGGACCACUGGAGAAGCCCGCAAAGCCGAAGCUUCGAGCCGAUACGUCUUUCGACGCCAAGGACAGCAGCAGACCUCUGAGCCCGCAUAAUAUAUCGAGUCCAGUUGCCACCUUGAGGGGAAACGACCGCGCCUUCUUGGCCGUACCCAGCAAUUUGCGCUCAAGACAGAACUCUAUCGACUCUGACGACAUGUCUUCCCAGGGUGAGACUAUCGCCGUUCUGAGCCAGUCGACCGAAAAGACCACGAAGCUCAGUCCCAUGUCCAACGACAAGAUUAUGAACGACGAGACCGCCCUCCGACCCGACAAGGGGAGCGAGGGUGAUUUUAAUGUGGAAAACAACCCCUUCGCCUUUACCCCUGGUCAGCUCAACAAGAUGUUCAACCCCAAAAGUCUUGCUGCGUAUUAUGCGCUUGGGGGCCUGGCAGGUAUCGAAAAGGGCCUCCGAAGUGAUCGCAAGGCUGGCUUGAGUUUGGACGAGGUACAUCUCGACGGGCGAGUCUCCUUCGGCGAGGUGACAGGCCACACUAGUUCCUCUGGCGAUUUCAAGGAGAGCGAAACACCGGCAACCCCUGCGAGGCAGAACACCGGCCAUCACAACAAGCACGGCGACAGCGGCUUCUCCGACCGGAAGCGCGUUUUCAGGGAUAACCGAAUCCCUGAGAAGAAGGGCAAGACUCUUCUUCAACUGAUGUGGAUCACCUAUCAAGACAAAGUUCUCAUGCUCUUGACCGCUGCCGCGGUUGUUUCACUUGCCAUUGGCAUCUAUCAAACGGUGGGUUUGCCGCACGCGCCGGACGAGCCAAAGGUCGAGUGGGUUGAGGGUGUUGCUAUCGUUGUCGCCAUCGCCAUCGUCGUCAUCGUGGGAUCCCUCAAUGAUUACAGCAAGGAAAGGCAAUUCGCCAAGCUAAACAAGAGGAAGAAAGACCGCAAUGUCAAGGUUGUCCGCUCGGGUAAGACGAUUGAACUUUCCGUUCAUGAACUUUUGGCUGGAGACGUCAUUCAUCUCGAACCGGGCGACCUCAUCCCCGUCGACGGAAUUCUCAUUGAGGGCUUCAACGUCAAGUGUGACGAGUCCCAGGCUACCGGAGAGUCGGAUAUCAUUAAGAAACGGAAUGGUGAAGAGGUCUUCAAUGCCAUCCAGAACGGCGACGAUCCCAAGAAGUUAGACCCCUUUAUCCAGUCCGGUGCUAGAAUCAUGGAGGGCGUCGGUACUUUCAUGGUCACCUCAACAGGCAUUCACUCUUCGUUCGGAAAGACUCUCAUGGCGCUGGACGAGGACCCCGAGGUUACCCCGCUGCAGUCAAAGCUUAACACUAUUGCCGAAUAUAUCGCCAAACUCGGAGGUGCUGCUGGCCUGCUGCUCUUCAUCGUCCUGUUCAUCGAAUUCCUGGUUAGACUUCCGAAGCAGCCGGCCUCCGUCACUCCAGCCCAAAAAGGCCAGGACUUCAUCAACAUCGUUAUCACCGUUGUCACCAUCAUCGUUGUGGCUGUGCCGGAGGGGCUUCCUCUUGCCGUUACACUGGCUCUGUCGUUUGCCACGAGACGCAUGUUGAAGGACCAGAACCUUGUCAGACACCUGAAGGCAUGCGAGGUCAUGGGCAACGCCAACACCAUCUGUUCGGACAAGACUGGAACCCUGACUCAGAACAAGAUGCAGGUCGUUGCUGGCACAAUCGGCACCACGCACCGUUUCGGCGGGCAGCGGCCUUCUAACCUGAGCGGUGAGGUCGACGCCACUCUGGAUGGCUCUGAUGACAUUUCAAUCGCCGAGUUCGCCAAGAUGCUCAGCGCGCCGGUUAAGGAUAUUCUCGUCAAGUCCAUUUCGAUCAACUCGACGGCGUUCGAGGGCGAUGUUGACGGCGAGAAGACAUAUGUCGGAUCGAAGACCGAGACAGCCUUGCUUCUCCUAGCCCGUGACUACCUCGGUAUGCGCCCCGUCGCCGAGGAACGCGAGAACGCCAAGAUCCUUCAACUUAUCCCAUUCGACUCUGGCCGCAAAUGCAUGGGCGUGGUUGUCCAGCUUCCGGACGGACGCGCAAGAGUCUAUGUCAAGGGUGCCUCUGAGAUUGUUCUUGGAAAGUGUACCCAGAUCUUCCGUGACCCCUCACAGGAUGCUGCGCUCGCGCAGAUGACGGAGCCAAACUUUCAAACGAUCACCACCCUCAUCAACACCUACGCUUCUAGAUCGCUUCGGACUAUUGGGCUUGCCUACAGAGACUUUGAGCAGUGGCCCCCUCGCAAUGCCCGCCGUGUCGACGGGGGCGAGAACGUCGACUUCGACUUCAUGUUCCAAUCCAUGGCUUUUGUCGGGAUGGUGGGAAUCCAAGACCCCUUGCGUGAGGGGGUUCCCGAAGCCGUCAGGCUUUGCCAAAAAGCGGGUGUUAUGGUUCGCAUGGUUACUGGGGACAACAAGCUCACCGCCGAGGCCAUCGCCAGAGAGUGCGGGAUUCUGCAGCCCAACGGUAUCGUCAUGGAAGGCCCCGAAUUUCGCAAUUUGACCAGGUCUGAGCAAGAGGCUAUCAUCCCAAGACUCUGCGUUCUUGCUCGCUCCAGCCCUGAGGACAAGCGCAUUUUGGUCAAGCGUCUCAAGGCCAAGGGGGACAUUGUUGCCGUGACCGGUGAUGGAACUAACGAUGCUCCUGCCCUCAAGACGGCCGACGUUGGCUUCUCCAUGGGUAUUGCCGGUACCGAAGUUGCCAAGGAAGCAUCGUCGAUCAUCCUCAUGGACGACAAUUUCAACUCUAUUGUCAAGGCCUUGAAAUGGGGGCGUGCCGUCAACGACGCCGUCAAACGGUUCCUUCAAUUCCAGCUUACAGUCAACAUCACUGCCGUCAUUCUCACGUUUGUUACUGCGGUUAGCAGCACUUCGGUCUUGACUGCUGUGCAGCUACUUUGGGUCAACCUGAUCAUGGACACGCUUGCUGCCCUCGCCCUCGCCACGGAUCCCCCUCAAGAUAGCGUGCUCGACAGGAAGCCCGAGAGACGUAAUUCGUCAAUCAUUACGACGACCAUGUGGAAGAUGAUUCUCGGACAGGCCGUCUACCAACUUGCGAUUACGUUUAUGCUUUUCUAUGGAAAGGAAGCUAUUGUCCCCGGUCCCGAGCACAUCCCUGAUGAGCAGAUCGCCACGCUGGUCUUCAACACCUUCGUGUGGAUGCAGAUCUUCAACCAGUGGAACAACCGUCGCUUGGACAAUAACUUUAACAUUUUUGAGGGACUCACGAAGAACUACUUCUUCAUCGCAAUCAGCGCUAUCAUGAUUGGUGGGCAGGUCCUCAUCGUAUUCGUCGGUGGCGCUGCUUUUCAGAUCGCCUCCGAGGGCCAGACCGGCACGCAAUGGGCCAUGGCCGUCAUUCUGGGCCUGAUUUCAAUUCCGGUCGGUGUGAUUGUCCGUCUCAUUCCUGACGCUCUCAUCGAGCGUCUUGUCCCUGACUACCUCAAACGCCGUGCCAAGGACACCGUCCCUGGUCUCACGGUGUCGGACGAGGAGCAGUUUGAGAUGUACCCGGCGCCACUUUCGGACGUCCGUGAUGAACUGGCGUUUAUUAAGCGUAUGAAGGGAGGCCGCCUGAAUAACCUCAAGUUUGCGGUACAGCACCCCCGGGAAACAUUCGCUCGCACGCGCAGCCCGUCACACUCGCGCAGCAACUCAGUCACGUCUCCAUCAACACCCACACGGGAGGAUAGCUUCGGCUCGAUCGCCGCGACUCCUGACUCUCGCAAGCGCUCCCGCAGCUCGCGCAGUCGGUCCAACUCGGCACUCGGCGCCCCAACUGUCAUGGCGGGCAUUGUGGCUGCCGGUAUCGCGGCCAAUUGGUCGCCGGCGGAUCGCAGACGUCGGGAUAGCGAAGACUCUGACAGCCACGCUAGGAGAGGGGUUUCCCGAGAAAACUCGAUACGCGAAGAACCGCGUGAGGAACGCACAGGCGAGAAGACGGCGCGGGAAUAA
Messenger RNA from Colletotrichum higginsianum IMI 349063, 4173 nucleotides. RefSeq names its product Calcium-transporting ATPase. The transcript has 3 exons. The record is from RefSeq and is a predicted model, not a curated record. Gene Ontology annotation, biological process: calcium ion transmembrane transport; intracellular calcium ion homeostasis. Gene Ontology annotation, molecular function: ATP hydrolysis activity; P-type calcium transporter activity; ATP binding. Gene Ontology annotation, cellular component: membrane; intracellular membrane-bounded organelle. NCBI's taxonomy places the organism in Eukaryota, Fungi, Ascomycota, Sordariomycetes, Glomerellales, Glomerellaceae. Bases 1 to 4173 code for a protein of 1390 amino acids.